Messenger RNA from Chaetura pelagica (chimney swift), 498 nucleotides. It is a transcript of the gene ZCCHC10, whose product is annotated as zinc finger, CCHC domain containing 10. The transcript has 4 exons. NCBI's taxonomy places the organism in Eukaryota, Metazoa, Chordata, Aves, Apodiformes, Apodidae. The record is from RefSeq and is a predicted model, not a curated record. Gene Ontology annotation, molecular function: nucleic acid binding; zinc ion binding. The coding region runs from base 1 to 498 and encodes 165 amino acids.
AUGAGGAAAAAGAUGUUUGCUGCACGGGAGGCAAACAAGCAGCAUGUGCGAUGUCAGAAGUGUUUAGAAUUUGGACAUUGGACCUAUGAAUGUACAGGGAAGAGAAAAUAUCUGCAUAGACCUUCAAGGACAGCCCAAUUAGCACAAAUUCUUAAAGAAAAAGAAAAGCAACUAUUGCUGCAACAAAGCACUGGAGAAAGUACUGCAGAAAGGAAGACCAAGAAAAAAAGAUCAAAAAGUGUGACCAGUUCCAGCAGCAGCAGUAGUGACAGUUCAGCUAGUGAUUCCUCAUCUGACAGUGAAGAUUCUUCUACCUCCUCUUCUUCUGAUGACAGUGACAGUGACGAGAGCUCCUCCACUUCCUCAUCUUCUCCAUCCUCGAGCAGUAGUUCCUCCUCUUCAGAGUUUGAUUCGGAUUCUAGUUCCUCCAGCAGCAGCAGCAGCAGCACAGACAGUAGCUCCGAUGAUGAGCCACCAAAGAAAAAGAAGAAGAAAUAG